AUGUCUACUCUAUUUACACAGUCUCUCCAGGCAGCGGAGAUGUUUCCAGAUGUGCCCUUCGAGGCAAUCCAAAAAGCUGUGGAGGAUCACAAGGGUGAUUUGGAAAAAGUAGCAGAAGAGUUAUUAAGCUAUGAGAUGUUGAAGCAUCCAAAAAGAAGCGAACUUGUGCCUUCUGAUCUGACAUUGAAAUCGCCCGAACCGAAGGUCAACCACACGAAGCCAAAUAUAAAGUCUGCCAAAUCUGAUCCUUGUUUAUCUGUCCUGAGCAGCUUACUCUCGUGCUCGUUGGAUCGCGUAAAAGCCAUAUAUCAGAAAACGAAAGACAUCAAGAAAACAGUGCGUGAAAUCAUCCAGCUGGGCUGGAGUCUUACCGAUAGUCAGCUUGCAAGCAAGUAUAGCAAACAGCUGGCUGUGAUAUCUGAGUCAAAACAAACAAAUCCUUAUCUCAACAACAUAGAAAAACGAUUUUAUCUAGACUGUUUGGAGUAUUUUGGGGGUGACGUUCACCGAACCAUCCAACUGGCUACUUGGAUGCUGAACCCUAAUUCUAGCCCCCAGUCGGUGUCUACAUUGAAGCCCCUGCCAUCCACGUCUCCUUCUUCCAUGUCGCUUGGCCGACCGCCCGACCCUCUGCAGGAAAUCAUAGAUGGUGCACUCAAAACAAACAAACUAGAUUUGCAUGGAUUACUAGUUUCCGAAGCCCAACACUGCGUUCAACAGGUUUUAAAAUUCUGGUGGAGAUACGAAAUGGAACAGAGAAUUAUCGAGGGAACCAAUCUGCGCGGAAAAAAGGCAAUAUAUGUGGGUAAUUUGGAUAUCAUCACAGGAAGGGGUUUCCAUAGUAGUGGGGGCGUGCCAAAAUUAAGGAAUUUGGUUCAUCGGAUUCUUAAUUCAGAAAAUUACAUUUUUGAAGACAUUGUUCUAGGAUUCAAGGUCAUGGGCAAAAAAACAUGA
Ogataea parapolymorpha DL-1 is the source of this 954-nucleotide messenger RNA. RefSeq names its product Ubiquitin-binding protein CUE2. Gene Ontology annotation, molecular function: ubiquitin binding. Lineage: Eukaryota; Fungi; Ascomycota; Pichiomycetes; Pichiales; Pichiaceae. The record is from RefSeq and is a predicted model, not a curated record. Bases 1 to 954 code for a protein of 317 amino acids. The transcript has a single exon.